Messenger RNA from Guillardia theta CCMP2712, 948 nucleotides. RefSeq lists its product as hypothetical. The record is from RefSeq and is a predicted model, not a curated record. The transcript has 3 exons. NCBI's taxonomy places the organism in Eukaryota, Cryptophyceae, Pyrenomonadales, Geminigeraceae. The coding region runs from base 1 to 948 and encodes 315 amino acids.
AUGCAAAGGGAAUCCGUUCGAACCAGUGUGGAUGAUGUUCAGGAUGAGAUAGCAGCCGAACUCAAAGAUCAGACAAGAAUAAAAGAAGUGGAGAAACAACUUACAUGGCGGCCAGCUCCACCGCGAUCCCAUGAAGAUUUUGAGCCGGCAAACAGGAAUCCCACUCAUGAGAAGGUCUUGGAUCCCUCUGCCAAACUUGGCAAACCCUCUGGGAAACGGACGAAAAUGAAAAUGCUCCAAGAAUUGGUUUCAGACCUUGCAAACACAGCCAUUACUGCAUCGAUCAGUAUCGCGAAACAUACAGGGAAAUCUUGGCAGGAGGAGGGCGGCAUUGGGAGUGGAAUGCUUGUGGACAACGACACGUGUAUCGACGAUUGCAUGUACAAUGGGAUCGAAUCGCAGACUUGCUCGAGCUCAGAAGCGAAUUCUGAAUACAUUGGCAGCUCCCCUCAUUCCAUGUCUGACAGCGAGAGUGAUACCAGCUCGAAGGAAUCUGCCAAGCCUUUCGGGGCAGAUUAUCGUGACAAUUUCGCUGACUGUGAAACGAAACAAGAAUGGCAGGAGGGACCACCCAAGAGAAUCGAAUGCAAGGCCGAUGAGCAGGAGUUGAAUGAAAGCACUCCGAGUUUGCUUACUGAAAUGCAGCCUGAGUUGCAGUCCAAAGGACAGCUUGACACAAUUACCCAAAGGUAUUCGGACCUUGCGGGUUCCAGGGAUCAACUUGAGAUCAUUGAUGAGCUGAAGAUGCAUGAAGCUAUUUCCAACUCUUUCGGUCAAGCUCCCGGAACCUCUCGUAUGGACGAGCUCGAGUACAGCGACGUCUUGUGGGAUGAUGGGGCCAUGUAUCAAGCACUGUUGGAUCAGAGGGGCAAGUUCGGGCCUGCCAUGGUUAGUGAAAGCGACAUGAACAAGGAAAUCGUGUUGACAUCAACGCUUGUCGUGUUGUGA